AUGCAUUUUUAUUCUUCUUCUACCUAUAAAGCUGUAAAGCUUCUUUGAGACAUUGCGAAUUGUUAAAAGCACGAUACAAAAAAAUUGAAUUGAAAAUAUCAGUGUUGACCCCGAACACUCACACGUGAGCUGGAGAAAAUCCGUCUCUGUCUUAGCCUCAUAACUAUAUUCUGCUCUGGAUUAGACACGUUCCUUGUCACCGCGUUGAUCCGAGACACUUACAAAAGCCGUGUGGAUCUCCUUCGUCCUCUCCAAUCGCCCAAGUCGUGAGUCUGUGAGACGCGAAGAUCUCAGCGGGAUCUCGCCUGCACAGAGGACCGAUUGGGCUUCUGACAGAAAGAGACACUUUCAGUCAUGGGGAACUCCACAGGCUGCACCGUGGAUGAUCUACAGGCCGUUGAGAUGCAUCUCUGGUACAAGAAGUUUAUGACCGAGUGUCCUUCAGGUCAGUUAACGCUCCAUGAGUUCAAGCAGUUCUUUGGGCUGCGAGGUCUCGAUCCAGAGGCGAACGCUUACAUCGAACAGAUGUUUCGGACCUUUGAUAUGAACAAGGAUGGUUACAUAGACUUCAUGGAGUACGUAGCAGCACUAAGUCUUGUAAUGAGAGGGAAAAUGGAGCACAAAUUGCGCUGGUACUUCAGACUCUAUGACGUUGACGGCAACGGCUGCAUAGACCGACACGAGCUGCUCAAUAUCAUAAAGGCCAUUCGUGCUAUUAAUGGCUGCGAUUCUCAGGAAGUGAGUGCUGAAGAGUUCACCAACCGAGUCUUCGAGAGGAUCGACGCGAACGGAGACGGUGAACUGUCACUGGAGGAGUUUGUAGAAGGGGCACGGCGAGAUGAAGAGUUCAUGGAGGUGAUGAUGAAGAGUUUGGACCUCAGUCACAUUGUGGCCAUGAUCCACAACCGCAGGAACAGCGUACCUGACAACCUUUAUGGAAUUGGCAAACACGGAACUUAUUUACCCCCGUUAAAAACAGCAGAGGAGCCAAUCAACAUGUGAUUCUGGAAUGACUGACAGUUGUGUAGGCGUUUAUAACUCCCCCGUAUUCAUUCAAGCCCCGCCCCCUUUGGUGUGAACGUUUUGAGUUCAUUCGUCGGGUUAUCCACUUAGCUAACAUAAUAGUGAUACCUCGAGAUACGAGUGAAUUGACAUACAGAUUUUUUGAGAUACGAGCUGUGAUUCGACCAAAGUUUUAGCUUGAGAUACGAACAAAUUUUUGAGAUACGAGCAUCCGAGCUGCCGUCGGCGCCGAAACAAAGAUCCCCAACAAUCACGUGUGAGAUACGAACAUCCGAGCCGCCGCCACCGAAACAACCCACAACAAUUUUCUCAAUUUAAUGAAAAGAAACACCCAGAAAUAAUUGCACCUGGUCGCGCAUCAGCGUCGAUUAAUGACACUUACCUUACGCAUUUCCGAAACAUUUUAAAAGGGAGGAAGAAACAAACCUCUUUGGACAGGUUUUUAUUAAAACGACCGGCAGAUGUUAGUGAGGAAAGAGUGACAAAAAAAGGCAAAAACAAGUGAAGAGAAAAGCGA
Messenger RNA from Tachysurus fulvidraco (yellow catfish), 1540 nucleotides. It is a transcript of the gene guca1aa, whose product is annotated as guanylate cyclase activator 1A. The coding region runs from base 355 to 1002 and encodes 215 amino acids. Lineage: Eukaryota; Metazoa; Chordata; Actinopteri; Siluriformes; Bagridae. The transcript is spliced from 5 exons. Gene Ontology annotation, molecular function: calcium sensitive guanylate cyclase activator activity; calcium ion binding. The record is from RefSeq and is a predicted model, not a curated record.